Messenger RNA from Oncorhynchus gorbuscha (pink salmon), 487 nucleotides. Its product is annotated as extracellular sulfatase Sulf-1-like. Lineage: Eukaryota; Metazoa; Chordata; Actinopteri; Salmoniformes; Salmonidae. The annotation marks the transcript as partial. Gene Ontology annotation, cellular component: endoplasmic reticulum; cell surface; plasma membrane. The record is from RefSeq and is a predicted model, not a curated record. Gene Ontology annotation, molecular function: glycosaminoglycan binding; N-acetylglucosamine-6-sulfatase activity. The transcript has 4 exons.
CACCCCCAGUUAUAACUACGCCCCCAACAUGGAUAAACACUGGAUCAUGCAGUACACCGGUCCCAUGAGACCCAUCCACAUGGAGUUCACUAACUUCCUGCACAGGAAGAGACUGCAAACACUCAUGUCAGUGGACGACUCUGUACAGAAGGUAUAUGAGAUGUUGGUAGAGAGUGGGGAACUGGACAACACCUACAUAAUCUACACGGCUGACCACGGCUACCACAUUGGCCAGUUUGGGCUGGUCAAGGGGAAGUCCAUGCCCUACGACUUUGACAUCAGAGUGCCCUUCUUUCUCCGCGGGCCCAACGUCGAACCUGGAGCUGUUGUCCCUCAGCUGGUGUUGAACAUUGAUCUGGCCCCCACCAUACUGCACAUGGCUGGGCUGGACACGCCUCCAGACAUGGACGGGAAGUCCAUCCUCAAACUACUGGACCAGGAGAAGACUGGAAACAGAUUCAAACGCAAUCGGAAACCCAAAGUCUGA